Molecule: messenger RNA, 968 nt
Organism: Hibiscus syriacus
Lineage: Eukaryota; Viridiplantae; Streptophyta; Magnoliopsida; Malvales; Malvaceae
Product: SNF1-related protein kinase regulatory subunit beta-3-like
Exons: 4
Coding region: 344-697 (117 amino acids)
Molecular function (GO): protein binding
Source: RefSeq, a predicted model, not a curated record
CGCUUCAUUGAUGCUUUUAAUAAAAACAAUAUUCAGGGCAGAUUCUCGCGGUCGAUUCUCCUGCCACUAGCUACUCUCUUAUUUUUGGGUUCUUCUCCUACAAUUAUUUCCCCCUUUAUUUUCUGCUGGAAAUUUUUAUCUUUUUUCUCAGGGUAAGCUUCAAAGCUUGGUGACAUUGAAAAAUUAUUCAACUAUUUAGUGUAAAGUUUGGGUUUUUUUCUUUCUUUCAAGCUGAGACGUGGAAUUGAAAAACUUGAACUUUCGGUGAUUGAGGCUCACUUGGUGUUGUAAUACUGCUUUGUUUAUAGUUCGGCCCUGUUAGCAUCUUGUAUAACUUCUCAGCAUGAACAAUCAAUAUGGUGAAGAUCAUGAUGAAGCAACUGUCAUUGGGUUUGAAGUGCCAAGAUCACCUGAUUCAAGUUAUAAUAAUCCGUACCCCGGGAGUGAAGAUGACACACGUGACCCGCCAGCUGACCCUCCACACCUACAUCGUUCGUUGCUUAGCUACCCCUCAAGUCUGAAUGCUUCAGGGAGUAUCCCUUUUCCAGAAAAUGUGAUUCUAAAUCAUCUUUACAUUGAAAACCGAGAGGCACCUAGAUCUGUAGUGGCACUUGGGUUUACUCACCGUUUUCGUUCAAAGUAUGUUACUGUCGUGCUUUACAAACCGGUUCCGAGAAGGGGGAGUACCAGUACUUAAGAUAUGGAAACAUUGAAUGUGCCUUCACGUUGGGUUGGUUGGUUAGCCCUAGUGAUGGGAUUAGUUGCAAUAGACUCAGAUAGGGAAUUAGACGAAAGAAUAUUUAUCGGUUUCGCUCGAUGACUCAGGGAUGGUCGUUUGAAACCUGAAACUUAACAUUUGGCAUGAAAUAUCAGUGAUGUUGUGAUACAUAUAAAGCUUUAUUGUUGCUCUUUUACCCGGUAUUUGCGGUAUUGUGAGCUUGUUUGCUGCCUAGAAUGGUACUGAACUU